Zonotrichia albicollis (white-throated sparrow) is the source of this 2307-nucleotide messenger RNA. The record is from RefSeq and is a predicted model, not a curated record. NCBI's taxonomy places the organism in Eukaryota, Metazoa, Chordata, Aves, Passeriformes, Passerellidae.
ACUUGAUAUUCUGAACUUAAGCCUGGUCUGAACACCCGAGCCUGAUCUGCUGAACACCUGAGCCUGACAUCCUGAACAUCCAAGCCUGAUAUUCUGAAAACCUGAGCCUGAAAUCCUGAAGAUCUAAGCCUGAACAUCUAAGGCUGAUAUUCUGAACCAAAGCUGAUAUUCUGAACAUCUGAGCCUGGUAUUCUGAACCUAAGCCUGAUAUUCUCAACAUCUGAGCCUGAUAUUCUGAAUUUAAGCCUGACAUCCUGAACAUCUAAGCCUGAUAUUCUGAAUACCUAAGCCUGAAAUUCUGAGCCCAAACCUGACAUCCUGACCACCCAGCUGAGCUCCAAGCUGGAGGGGGAUACCAAAGCCCACUGAGCAGUCCAAGCCCAUCACAGCCACCACAGCCACCCUUUGGGACCUCUUGGGAUUGGAAUUUUGGGAAAAACAACAGCAAAAUUCAGCAGGACUCGGGAUUCUAACCCAAAAUAAAAAUCACUGCCAAACUUCCAGCAGAUCUGCUUUGGGAGAGACUGGGAAAAGCAUCUGAAGGAAGCAAAUUGUGCUGAGCAGGGAGCGGGGAGACCUUUCCUUGCUGCCCCACGAUGAUCUCUGCCUGAGGGCUCCUGGAGGAGACAGAAGAACCCUUUGCAAGCUCCUUCCCACCUCUGCCAGACCAAAAGCAAGGAAAUCUUUUUGGAUAAGAGCGUGGCUUGGUGGAUCUCCUUGAAGGAUGCCCGGCCAGGAGCCUGAGGACUUUGGAGCAGAAAUCCCGUCGGAAAAAUCCCGAAUGAUCCCUGGGCUCCCCCCGUACGACAUGGACGAGCAGCUCCUGCCCAGGCAGCCCCGCAGCCCCUGCUGCUGCCUGGCCUGGACCCUGCUGAUAGGAACCAUGAACUGCCUGGUUUUCCUCCUGAAUUUGCUCCUGAUGUUGGUGAUCUUCACCGUCGUGCUCCUUCCUACCAUCGUGGUGGUUUACUUUGGCUUCCAGUGCCACUCCCAGGUGGGGCUGCAGCCGCCAGCUCAAGGCCUGGGUGUGACCCUGCAGCACCAGCGGGGUCCCCUCCCUGUGCCCCGUCAUCAUCAUCAUCAUCAUCAUCAUCAUCAUCCUCGGCCCUCUGUGGGGAGGUGUCGCUGCUCAGCCAGGGCGCUGCUGUGGUGUAUCCCAAAAAAUCCCCCAAAAAUCCCAAAAAAUUCCCCCAAAAUCCCAAAAAUCUGCAAUGGAAUGGAGAGACAGUGUGGGACAGGUUUGGGCUGGGCAUGGCAGCUUCAUCCUCUUAAAUCCCCCUGUCCUUUAUCCCAAAAAUCCCCAAAAUGUGCAAUGGAAUGGAGACACAGUGUGGGACAGGUGUGGGAUGGGCAGGGCAGCUUCAUCCUUCCAAAUCCCCCUGUGCUUUAUCCCAAAAAUCCCAGGGAAGCUUCAUCCUUCCAAAUCCUCCUCUGGUUUAUCCCAAAAAUCCCAGGGAAGCUUCAUCCUCCUAAAUCACUCUGUACUUUAUCCCAAAAAUCCCCAAAAUGUGCAAUGGAAUGGAGACACAGUGUGGGACAGGUGUGGGAUGGGCAGGGCAGCUUCAUCCCCAUAAAUCCCCCUGUGCUUUAUCCCAAAAAUCCCAGGGAAGCUUCAUCCUUCCAAAUCCCCCUGUGCUUUAUCCCAAAAAUCCCUGCUGCCACCCUGGGGAGGGGGCUCUGUGCUGGGCCAGGGGCUGCAGUCGCCAGCUCAAAGCCUGGGUGUGACCCUGCAGCACCAGCGGGGUCCCCUCCCUGUGCCCCGUCAUCAUCAUCAUCAUCAUCAUCAUCAUCCUCGGCCCUCUGUGGGGAGGUGUCACUGCUCAGCCUGGGCACACUGGGGUUUAUCCCAAAACUCCCCAAAAAAAAAAUCCCAAAAAUCUGCAAUGGAAUGGAGACACACGUGGGAGAGGUGUGGGAUGGGCAGGGCAGCUUCAUCCUUACAAAUCCCCCUGUGGUUUAUCCCAAAAAUCCCAAAAAUCUGGAACAGAGUGGAGACACAGUGUGAGACAGGUGUGGGCUGGGCAGGGCAGCUUCAUCCUCCUAAAUCAAGGAAAUCACCCUGUGCUUUAUCCCAAAAAUCCCAGGGAAGCUUCAUCCUUCCAGAUCACCCUGUGCUUUAUCCCAAAAAUCCCAGGGAAGCUUCAUCCUCCUAAAUUACCUUCUGGUUAACCCCAAAAAUCCCAAGGCAGCUUCAUCCUUCCAAAUCACGCUGUGGUUUAUCCCAAAAAUCCCAGGACAGCUUCAUCCUCCUAAAUCCCCCUGUGGUUUAUCCCAAAAAACUCCAACUGAGUGAAAACACAGCCUGGG